UAGGUCAUAAAGAAGAUAUAGAACCCUCUUGAUUUCUCUUUCUGAACACUUUCCCUUGGAACCGGGUCACCAAUUGUGAGAAAGUCCAGACCUCAUGGAGUAGCUAGUUGUAAGGUCUUCUGGAUGAUGGUCUAUUAGCCAUGAACCCACAGCUUCUGGGACCCUGGGAGUGAACAGCCUCUAGAUGACCUCGCCUCCCAGCUGUAGUACCACUCAGGAGAUGCAUCACUCUGGAGUGUGGCAGAGCGAGAGUGUGAAGACAUCCCCAUCUUCACAGUCACCCAUCUCCAAGGUCUCUGGAAGGAUUACAGAGCUCUGAGAUCAGCAAAACAAUAAUCAAAGAGAAGAGCUGUUUGAGGAGUACGACAAUAAAACAGAAUUUCAAAGUGGGAUAUCGGAUCCUUUAGUGUGAAGACACGUCUAUGUUAAACCAGGAAUCACUGGCAGCGACAUCUGGCACGAAAUCUUGGAAGAUUAAGCAACUGUGAGGGCUGAUCAUGGAAAUCAAAGAGGAAGGAACGUCAGAAGAAGGCCAGCACUUUCUUCCCACACCCCAAGCAAAUGCUACUGUGGAUUUUCAGUUCACAAGUAUUCAGAAGACUCCAAAUGAACCACAGUUGGAAUUUAUCCUUGCAUGCAGGGAUCUAGUGGCUCCUGUCCGUGAUCGGAAGCUGAACACACUGGUGCAGAUCUCAGUAAUCCACCCCUCAGAGCAGAGUCUGACAAGAUACUCCAGCACGGAGAUUGUAGAGGGAACAAGAGACCCGCUGUUCCUGACUGGCGUCACAUUCCCAUCUGAAUAUCCCAUCUAUGAGGAGACCAAAAUAAAGCUAACAGUCUAUGAUGUCAAGGAUAAGUCCCACGACACUGCAUUGGCUGCACUUCGCCAUCUUGUUCUGGCCUCUGGACUCAGGACCUGCUCUCACUUCCUUCCAGCUUUACAUGAGGUUCGAACCAGUGUCCUACCUGAGCAUAAGGAUCCCCCAUCAGAGGUUGGGCGAAGCUUCCUGGGCUAUGCCAGCUUCAAAGUGGGGGAGUUACUGAAGCCAAAGGAGCAGUUGCUGACCCUGAGCCUCAGGACUUCAGAUGGUGGCAAAGUUGUUGGCACCAUAGAAGUCAGUGUCGUGAAGAUGGGGGAGAUUGAGGAUGGGGAAGCCGACCACAUCACAACAGAUGUGCAGGGACAAAAGUGUUCCCUAGUAUGUGAAUGCACAGCCCCCGAGAGUGUGAGUGGAAAAGAUAACUUACCUUUUUUGAACUCAGUGUUGAAGAACCCAGUGUGUAAGCUGUAUAGAUUUCCCACGUCCGACAACAAGUGGAUGCGGAUCAGGGAGCAGAUGUCAGAAAGCAUCCUCUCCUUCCAUAUUCCCAAGGAAUUGAUCUCGCUUCACAUAAAAGAAGAUUUGUGUAGAAACCAGGAGCUUAAAGAGCUUGGUGAGCUUUCGCCACACUGGGACAAUCUCCGGAAAAACGUACUAACUCACUGUGAUCAAAUGGUGAACAUGUAUCAAGACAUUCUGACAGAACUGAGCAAGGAAACAGGGUCUUCUUUCAAAUCAAGCAGCAGCAAAGGAGAGAAAACAUUAGAGUUUGUUCCGGUAAAUCUACAUCUGCAAAGAAUGCACGUCCACAGUCCCCACCUGAAAGAUGCUCUCUACGACGUGAUCACAGUGGGAGCCCCCGCCGCCCAUUUUCAGGGAUUUAAGAAUGGUGGUCUUCGGAAACUUCUCCAUAGAUUUGAGAUGGAAAGAAGAAAUACUGGAUAUCAGUUUAUUUACUAUUCACCUGAAAACACAGCCAAAGCAAAAGAAGUUCUCAGCAACAUCAAUCAGCUACAACCUCUGAUAGCAACCCAUGCAGACCUCCUGCUUAAUUCUGCAAGCCAGCACUCUCCAGACAGCUUGAAGAAUUCUUUAAAGAUGCUUUCAGAAAAAACAGAGCUUUUUGUCCACGCCUUCAAGGAUCAGCUGGUCAGAAGCGCUCUUUUAGCACUUUACACUGCCAGACCAGGAGGAGUCCUUAAGAAACCCCCGUCUCCUAAGAGCAACACAGAAGAGAGCAGCCCCCAGGAUGCGCCCCCACCGGUCAGAAGGCAGGACUCCAUACCGCACCACUCGGACUACGACGAGGAAGAGUGGGAUAGGGUGUGGGCCAAUGUGGGGAAGAGCCUGAACUGCAUUAUUGCUAUGGUGGAUAAGUUGAUCGAGAGAGACGGCAAGAGUGAAGACAGUAGCAGCAACAAAGAUGGAGAAAAAGACCCUUCCCAAGUGGACACCAUCAUCACUCAUCCAAAGGGAGACUGGUACGAACAGUUGUGCCCGCUCGUCCUCACCCUGAAAGACUGCAUGGGAGAGGUGGUGAACCGGGCCAGGCAGUCCCUGACGUUCGUGCUCCUCCAGGAGCUGGCCUACAGCCUGCCGCAGUGCCUGAUGCUGACUCUGAGGAGAGAUGUGGUCUUCAGCCAGGCGCUUGCUGGAUUGGUGUGUGGCUUCAUCAUUAAAAUACACACAAGUUUUCAUGACCCGGGUUUCCUGCAGCAGCUGCGCACAGUGGGGCUGAUCGUGCAGUAUGAAGGCCUGCUGAGCACAUACAGUGAUGAAAUCGGGAUGCUGGAGGACAUGGCCGUUGGCAUUUCCGAUUUGAAGAAAGUCACUUUUAAAAUAAUUGAAGCCAAAUCCAAUGAUGUCUUACCCGUGAUAACAGGCAGGCGUGAACAUUACGUGGUAGAAGUCAAGCUUCCAGCGAGGAUGUUUGAGUCGCUGCCUUUGCAGAUUAAGGAAGGACAAUUGCUUCAUGUGCAUCCAGUACUUUUUAAUGUUGGAAUCAACGAACAGCAAACUCUGGCUGAGAGGUUUGGAGAUGUCUCUUUGCAAGAAAGUAUUAAUCAGGAAAAUUUUGAACUUCUGAAAGAAUAUUACACCACAUUUAUGGAAAAGAUGCCUCCUGAUUACAUUUCACAUUUUCAAGAACAAAAUGAUUUGAAAGGAUUGUUAGACAGUCUCCAUCAAAAUAUCCAAGCCAAAAAAAGAAAGAAUGUAGAAAUCAUGUGGCUGGCUGCAACGAUUUGUCGCAAACUCAACGGUAUUCGGUUCACCUGCUGUAAAAGUGCCAAAGACAGGACGUCCAUGUCGGUGACGCUGGAGCAGUGCUCCAUCCUGCGCGACGAGCACCAGCUGCACAAGGACUUCUUCAUCAGGGCCCUGGACUGCAUGCGAAGAGAAGGAUGCCGCAUAGAGAAUGUGCUGAAGAAUAUCAAAUGCAGAAAGUAUGCUUUCAACAUGCUACAGCUGAUGGCUUUCCCCAAGUACUACCGACCUCCAGAGGGGACUUAUGGCAAAGCAGACACCUAACUUACCAGCGUGUAAACUAACGGGAACACAAAUGCGCUCCGGUUGGAUAAUCACCUUUUUUUUUUUAUUAUUGUCAUGAAUUCAUGGAAAGAGGUGUUUGCACAAAUCUAGGUUACUUGAAUCAGUUAUCAGCGUUUUACUCUGAAGGAAAUCCAUUCAGCCAUUUAAGUUGCAUUGCUAGUUCGAAACCUCGAUGUAUGAGUUGAGAGCUCUGCUUGAGAUCAACUCAGCAAAUGUACAUUUUGCUUAUGGAAACUUUUCAGGAAAGACAUUCUGAAAAUAGAAGUUGCUGCACCAGGACCACACGUGGUCCCCAGUGACCUGGGGGUGCCCAGGGAGAAGACUCUGUGAUAUUCUUUCACAGCCUGUCUUACUCAUUACCUUAGAGCCCUUUGGUGGGCUUUAAAAAAUAUUUUUCUAGUGACAUAAAAUUAGGGGGAGUGACUCGUGACCUUAAAUAGAGAAGGUUUCCAGAUGUAUUUGUAACGACUUUUGCCAGCCAGUCGCCUUGUGACUGCACCUCCUCAGCAGGUGGACGGACAGUGCUGGGAAAGCAGUAAAAAUACUUUUCAAAUAUCACUUCAAAACUCCGCGUUGAGUUGUAUGGCUCUGUCACAGAAGUGGCAAUUGAGGUUUACUAGACAAACACUGCCAGGAACCAAAGCCACCAGGACGUUAAAGAUCGACAGCCUGUUGACGUUGAAAAUGACAAUCCUGUCAGCCCAAACUUCAUAUAGUCAGAUUGGUGAAGUCAAUAUCUUUGAGUUGUUUUCUAACAGUCAUCUUGGUGUAGAUAUAGAGUGUAAGUGUGCAGACUCUGACAUAGAUUAGUAUUUGUGAGCAAAUCUUUAAAAGUAUAGGCGGCUAAAACUAAUGAUAAACCAAAAUUAUUAUCUCUGUUAACCUGAAUUUUAUAUUUGUUCUUAUUCAGUGAAGUAACACCAUAAAAUUUUAAAAAAUCCAAAUUAGCAGUUGCUUUGGGGGUCAUUUUGCAUUAAUGCCAUUCUAAAUGGGUAGAUUAAGCCGCAAGGAAGGUAGGCCCUAGUCACUUAGCUAGAUCAUGUUGGAACCAUGAUUACAAUCUCUCCUUUCCUUCCUAGCCUAUGAGGCUUUUAAUACUACCCUGUGGGGCUUUUAAUACUAGAAUUAACAGUCUAGUAGUUGAGCUAUUAACGUGUGACCAUUCUACUUGAGGUAGUUGCCAAAACAUUACAGUCUUUUAAAUGAAAAUAUGCUGCGUGAUGUGGAUCAGCUGAUGCCCAAAGUUACCUUGGUUCCCUUCAUACUUCAUUCUCCAUUUCAGUGACUAAACAUAAUCUUCAGGUUGUUUGAUUUCACUCAAAAGGUAGGAUUUGUGGUCAUUGUCAUGAGACAAUUGGACUUGAGAUAGAGGUAACUAUGUGGCCACAUUUGAUACAUUCAUUAUAUCAAAUGACCAGUACAUCAGUCUGAGUUUCAAGAGACCUGAUUUAUCACCCUGCACACUUACGAACAAUAGUUUCCACGUGUGUUUUGAAAAUGAAACCUUUUGUCUCAAAUAUGGAAAACACAUGUUAACUAGAAGUUGGUAGAGUGGAGUUUCUGUUCCUGAAAGGCAUUUCAGAGAUUAAUACAAUAGAGAAAGAAAAUUCAUUCCUGUUUCGUAUUGAUGAUAGUGUUCCUUCCUUAAAGCUGUUCCUUGGAAUACGACUUCACUAUUUAAAUUAUUAAUGCUUUCUAAAGCCAAAGGCAAAUGUUAAACAAAAGUUUCGAUAUCUCCUUUGUGUGAACACAGCCCAUCAUGCUUGCCCCUACAUAUUUAAAUGAGACACAUCAGCAGGCCUGAUUUAGGAGUCCAUGUUGACCCAGAAAAUGCUAUUUCCAGUGGAUUGUGGUGGAGGACUAGGGGUCACUCAGUGGGGGUCUGGCAAUUUAUACCUGCAGAGGUGUGACCCUUAUCUCUGAAUCAUCUGUGGUGCUAUAAAACCAAUAUGACCUCAAUUUAAAAAAUGGCAUUUCCAAACAAGAUCCUUUUUUUGGUUUUGCUUGAGAACAUGUUUCCACUCUAAUAUCCCCAAAUGUUGUAGAUACCAUUCUGUAUUAGCUAUUUACAGAGUCCUACGGAAAACACACUUAAAAACAAGGGAAAGUGGAAUCUCACUUUCUUUGACCCAGUGACAAAAGAUCUAGGGCCUGGAAAUGGUCCACAAAAUAGUGGAACAGAAACACUUGAGCAGAAAUCUUUUAAAUGUUAGACCCAGACUUGGAGGUACCUAUUCAUUUUUUUCCUCCUGUGAUUGAUUUGGGGUGGUUCUUCUUUUUCUGGUAGAUACAGUUUUGAAUUUUUUGGUCUACUCUUUGCCAAAGCAAUCCUUUGAUGUAGUGUGUUCAGUCCACCAAUCCAGCACAUCAAAGCAACUCUUUGAUCCAGGUAACAGAUUGUGCCAAUAUGACCAACAUCCUAGAGAAGAGCAGCCUGCCACAGGCCUGGCUGCUGACUCAGGACUCUGGAAGCCCCUUACUUUAAAGGAGAAACACCUGAUUCUCUGAACAACCAGGAUGUCCUAGCACCUAGCUCCAAGGUGGAGGUUUCUUCCCUUUGGUUUUCCAACUAGAUGGCAUUUUGCAUAAAAUAAAAUUACAAUGGAAAAGAAAAGGCAUUGUAUAGAGAAUGCUUUUUUAUCUCAAGCCACUCAAAUCCCUCCCUUGUUGAUGGUUGAGCUGUGGAGAGGAGAUGGGCUGUGCUGCACUUUGCUGAGUCACGAGGUCCAUCAUCAUGUUUCCAGGAAUUUGUUGUAAAUGGGUUGUUCCACACAACCACCAUCCAAUAUUAAAUUAUAAACUAUGAAUGAAUAUGUUUUUUAACAGUAUGAAUAAUAAUCAAAACUUACCACUUCCUGAUUAUUUACUACAGUUUUUCAUUCACCAUGGCCUGGAGGCAAUUGCUGGCAGCUGCCUUAGUGCUGUGGAGGCCCGCCUGGGGCGCUGAUACCCCACCUUCAGCAUCUACACUUGGUAACUUGAAGUUGAGCAGGUGGGAGUAUUGAGAAACCACAGAAAUUAACAAAUGCUGCAAACUGGGGCUCUCCUUUCUGGAAGUCUAGUUGGUAAACACUUACCAGCCCACAACUAGGUGGCACCAUCCAUUUUUCUCCAGAGAAGAACAAAUUACUGACAGCACUAGAAAAUUAUGUAAGUACUGUUAAAUGCAAUCACUCAUCUUCAAAUGGCUACAAUUUUAUUGUGGCUUUUAUCCUCUUCAAAGAAUCCAAUAAGGCUGUAAAUAAUAUUUGAUGUUUCUAUUUUAUUCAUAAUUUCACUUAAUCAUAACAUGAGUCUAAAAACUUAUCUCUUGGUGAUGUUCUGCAAAGAGGAUUCUUCACCAUGGAGCUUUAGUGGAAGCAGGAACUAGGGGCUAACUUCAGGGAAAUCUUAGUUUAAUUGGCUAUCCCUGAAAAUGUGCUUCAGUGUCAAUUUUUAAAUGUAUAAUUUUAGCAUUUGCUAAAGGCAGGAGAAACAGUAACAUAUUACCAUGCCCAGACACUAAUAAAUAUAACUCAAUUGGAACCCAAACUGUUAGAUUAAACAAAUUGAACUCUGGCAGGAGACUAAAUCACCACAGCUGUUUGAGGUAUUUGAGUUCCAAGCAGGAUGGUAUAUCAUUCAUUUAGUUCAAUAUACAGGGUGCCUUUUGUAAUCUUCUAAGAAAUAAAUUAACUUUUAUCACAGAUUUAAAAAAACUGGCAAGAAAAACCAUGAUCAGCAGUUACGGAGCAAAGAGAGCAUCUUGAAGAAAGGCAGGCCUGUUAGCUGGAGGCGUCAGAAAUCAGGCACUACUGAAAGGAAAGAUUUGCUGAGUUGUGGAAUUGAUUGACAAUUUUCCUAUGAAUUCACAUUUAUUUAGCCCAGCUGCAAUCUACAGAAGCUGUGCUUCUCCCCUCCCCCAUAUUUAUGUUUCAUUGCCUUAUAAAAAAACAUCCUAAAAUUUAAAGCUUUUGUUUCUUGGGCAAUUUUAAGUUUAAUUUUCUAGCAAAACAGAUGCUACCUAUAGCAAAACUGUCUUUAAGGAUAAGAACAUAAAAUUAAUGUUUUGAAAAUAGUAUUGCAAGUCGAUUAGGUGUCAAGUUAAGGAUGGAAAUUUGGGCUUUUGACUUUCUGAGUUACAGUGCAUGUUAAUCACUCUUUGAAUUUUAUUUCUAAACCAAAGAAAGUCUAAAACAUUUACAAUGCAAACGGAACAAAUCCUAUCUGGCUAUUAGUAACCAGGAGGUGGGAAAAAACUGUAACAUAGUAUUUACAAAAAAGUGCAUCAUGCAGUCAGUUCUCCUAAGCCGGAAGCUUUAUAGAUAUUGACAAUUUUAAAUGACAAAGUGAAAACCAGGCUCAUAGUUAAGUACCCAGGGAGUGAGAAUCAGGGGAGAGAACACAAGUGAUGGCUUCUGAUAACCCGCAUCUUCUAGUAAGUAAGAAGUUGGGCCUCCACACUGGUGGGAUAAAUACACUCACAGCCUUCAGAGCAUCCGCAUUCCCCAAGGUCACCAAGGACACGGUUCAAGAGGCUGUCUUUAAUGAUGACUUGGUGCAGUUUCAUUAAUAGCAAGAGAUAGUGACUCAAGUAUUGGCAAGUUAGCUGAACUGCCUGAAUAAUUCUUAUGAUGUUCUUAAAUAUUAAAAAGUAUUUCAUGUCCACGAGCUUUCAGAUGUUAAAAGGCAAAAACUCCUCGUGUCCAUACCCACACACACCACUGCUGCCCUGCACGCCGUCCUCCUCUGUACACAUCUACUCCAUGAGGAUAUUUUAUUAUUUUAUUUAACCUAGCAUCCAAUUUUCAUGUUCUUUUGGUACUUAUCAGAAAUGUUGGCACUUGUUUUUUUUUUUUAUGUUAAGUAUGUAUUCUAGAAGAACCAAUAAUUUGUAUUCCUAGGAACAGAGGCAUGAAUAGGUUAGAUCACUUUAUACUGGCAUUUGAACAAAUAUCAUUUUGUUUUAUUGUUCUGUGUAAACCAUAUUCAUUGUAGACUGUGUAUAUUUUUCUUUAAAUA
This is a messenger RNA of Talpa occidentalis (Iberian mole), 8372 nucleotides long. It is a transcript of the gene INPP4B, whose product is annotated as inositol polyphosphate-4-phosphatase type II B. Gene Ontology annotation, cellular component: cytoplasm. The coding region runs from base 498 to 3350 and encodes 950 amino acids. The record is from RefSeq and is a predicted model, not a curated record. The transcript is spliced from 27 exons. NCBI's taxonomy places the organism in Eukaryota, Metazoa, Chordata, Mammalia, Eulipotyphla, Talpidae. Gene Ontology annotation, molecular function: phosphatidylinositol-3,4-bisphosphate 4-phosphatase activity.